Messenger RNA from Caenorhabditis auriculariae, 3778 nucleotides. The record is from the annotation of a GenBank genome assembly. NCBI's taxonomy places the organism in Eukaryota, Metazoa, Nematoda, Chromadorea, Rhabditida, Rhabditidae.
AUGCCCUUUUUUCAAUUAUUCUCUGUUCUCUUCUUCAUUUUUUCGUCUAUUAACGGUUCCGAAGUUUAUCUAGAUUUUGAAAAGCUCAAAAAUUUUUUGGGAGUUCAGUAUCCGUUUGACGAUCCGCCACUGCCAAAUUCUGCGAAACUUUCUCCACAAUGUCAAAAUGACACUAAGAAAUGGACAACUUCCCUCAAAAUUGUUUUUGAAAAUGGAAACAAAUGUGCGCUUUAUGGGAAUUGCACUGUCCAACAGAAGAUGAGCAUCAAGGAGAAUUUGUAUGCUUUGAAACGUGAGUUUUAUUUUAUCAAUCAUUUAAGACAGAGAACUCUUUAAAAACCGGAGAAAAAAUAAUUUAGUAAAAAGAUCAUAUGAAAUGAAAAAUUUAAGUUGAAAUUGAAGAAAAUGAAGCGGAUACAGCAGCGAAUCAAAAAGCUAUUCGGAAAAAAAAAACAAAGAGAAAAAAAGUUUAAAAAAUCGUUCGCGCGCUAAUGAUAAAGAAAAUCUCACUUCACCGCCCCUUGAGUGGAAUCAGGAAUUUUUAAAAAUAAUUUUCCUUUUCUUUGUGUUUUUUUUUGUCUUUCGAAUGUUUUGUUCUAGAAUACGACGCAUUCGGUCGAUUCCCCGCACCCGGAUUCUUUGAAUAUAAGUUGGUCGCCGAAGGAUCUUCAACAGAAUGUUAUCAAGUUGGAAAGACGGCCCCUUACACUACCAAAUAUUGUUAUUUGCUUCUUGUUGCUGGAAAGGUAAUUGAUAUUUCAACCUAAAUUUGAAAAAAGUGUUUAUUGGCGAGCCAAAAUUGUCACGAAACUGUAAUAAAUACUGAUUUGUUCCGUUUUCCGAGCAAGUUUCCUUUUUCUUCCGAUAAACAAGCCAUGAAAAUUGAAUUAUAUGGCAAUUUUUCAAAGUUUUGAAUGAUUAAUUAUCAAAAACCUUGAGAAAACCUCAACUUUAAGCUCAUUUGUUAAGUUCAGAAAAUCAUAACUUAGGCUGUAGGUGUCCCGAUUUCAUGUUUCAGGAAUCAAAAAAUUCAGAAUUAUGUGGUUGAUAAUUACAGAAAAGUAGUAAUUCACUAGCGAGAUUCUCAAAUUAAGGGAAAACGUUAACUUUAAGGUCAUUUUUAAAGUUUGAAAUAAUUCAGAACGCCUCCUGUUCCGGCGCCUUCAUCCGACAAGCAGUUUGUAUGCCAAAAACUUGCGGAUCAACUGUACGCACUGAUAAUUUUAACUAAUGAAGUAUGAGGAAUUUUUAGGACAUUGCAGAGUUUUACAACGCUAAUUCUCAAGAACCAUUCAAGGCAUGCUCCGCGCUUUGUCCGCAAGAACCGCCGCCAAAAAAUACGGCUUUUUGGGUCUAUACGUAGGUUUUCAGGGUCUUUCAGAGCAUUAAAAUCGGUUGCAGAGGUUUUCUGAUAGUCAUGACGGUGAUAGUGAUCACGGCAAGUGUGGUGGAUUACUUGCGGGAAACUUUGCACGGCGUCAAGUCUGCCAAGGAGACCAACUACUGUAUGGGGCUUACUGUAGUCUCGGAGUCAUAUUACGGUUACAGUACUCCGACUGCUGUCCUCCUUUUCGAUCUACACCAACGCCGAACUGUUGUUAUCGGUGAAGGAACCCAAAGAGGGCCAUAUCCGAAGUUUGGACUGUAUCCGCUUUUUCUCAAUGUCCUGGGUCGUUUCUGGUCACCUUCUCGGAGAUUUUUUGUUCUCCGGUCAGUAAAUUUGGAUUCUAUCGAGCUUGAACUGAGCUCCAAAUCAGCUGAAAAAAAAUUAGGAUAGGGAAAUGAAAAGUUCAAUGAUUCAAAGGCUAUUGUUCAGUUGUAAUUUGAUUUUGAAUUUAUCACUUUACUGUGAAAAUUUUAAGGGCCACUUUAGGGUUUCGACGUCAAGUAGCCACUAUAGUGGUGGAAUUAUUGGUCGUGGUACUGCUAGCGCUAAAACUACGGAUAAUUAAGACACAAAAUAGUGACUUCUCUAUAGCUGAUUUUAGUGACCACUUUAAUGUCUUUCUCAAGAGGAACCACUUAAAAGACCACUACAGUUUUUCCAUUUAUUGUUAAUUUUCCGCAUGAAAAAGUUAUAUUUAGACACCCUCGGUCCAAUGAUAAAACUGAGGGAUAACUGGAUUAAUGAGACAUUUUUCAACGCUUUUGUUUCCGUCGACACCUUUUUCGUACUCUCUGGCGUUGUUGUAGCUUAUCUCUUUUUCAAGGUUUAGAACUUUUCAAACCAAAAAUGAAAGAAGGAAGUUCAGAAUGCUCCGAAAAGAAAGGUUAUUACGAACCCAAUCACUUGGAUCAUGUUCUAUGUUCAUCGAUAUUUGAGGUGUGUUUUUUUUAAGAAAUUCAUGAAUUUAUAAAGUUGGAUGUUCUUAAAAAAUCCUUCAGAUUGACCCCACCAAUCAUGCUUUUCAUUGGAUUUUUCGUCGUUUACGGCGAUUAUAUCUAUGGCCCGUGGUCCGCUUCCGCUUUCAGUUAGUCUAUUUUGGUAUUUUCAGCGAAAUUUUGAAAAAAGUUAUCUUGAUCAUAAAACAAAACAUUUUUAGAUCCGAUACCUGAUCAGGUCGAACUGUGCGCAAAAUAUUGGUGGCGUAAUCUUAUCUAUAUCAACAACUUUGACCUAAAAAAUGAGGUUUGUUUUCAGGGAAAAAAAUUCGCGAGAAAAGCUUUGAGAAAGAUUUCAACUUCAAAACUUUAAAAAACAAAAAAAAAAAGAAAAUUUUGUUAAUAAAAACCACGAUUUAUGAAAAAAGAACGACCAGAAACUCCUCAUGAUUUUCUGACUUGUCUGCGCUCUCCUCUUAUCCCGGAACUCUAGUUUUUUGAGGGCUACUGUGAAAAUUUCUGACCACUUUAGGACUUUGACGUGGCUACUAUACGAGUCGAAUGUCGCCACUGGAGCUAUUCUGAAACAUUUCAGUGGUCGCUUUAGGGCUUUUACAUGGCUGGCCAUUAAAGCUACUGGAAAAACAUUUUAGUGGUCCCUUUAGGGCUUUGACGUUCUAGUGGUUAUCGAAAUAGCGGCCAUUUGAGUUUUUUCACGAGUUUUUCCGGCCACUAAUAUUUCUCUACCAGCAAGUCGACUACUAUAGUAGCCUCUGAAACGUCAAAUCCCUAAAGUGGUCACUGAAGUUUUUCCUUUAUCAAUUUCACCACUGUAGUAGCCCCUGAAACAUUAAUCCCUCAAAGUGAUCACUGAAGUUUUUUCCUAGCAUUUUCAUUUUUGCUUGUCGGUAAGGGAAAAGAGAUUGCAGAGAAGUCAGAGUGUACCAAGUCGAUAGAAAUUUUAUAAAAUCAGAACGAAAAUAUCUCAAGACUGUCUGAACAGGAAAAAAUUUUAAUUAAAACAAAAUUGACUAAAAAAAAAACGGGGUACUGGAUUGCUUGUCAGAAGGAGGCCUUGAAACGAUCAGCUAAACAUUUUUGUGAGAAUACAUUUUUGGCUACGCAGAACUGAAGUUAAGGUCUCUUCACUACAGUAACCUUGGUUAAAACAGACUCAGAAAUUUGAAAAUAUAAUGAGAUUGAAAUAAAAAUCAUCCCGCAUGUUGAAAAUAUCCCCAUGGAGCUAAAUUGACCAACAUUUUGAAUUUUCAUUGUUUUUUUUUUCCAGUGCUACGGACCUGCGUGGUACCUGGCUGUGGACACUCAACUUUACCUUAUUAUUCCAGUUUUCCUCAUAAUUUUGUAUUUCUCGGCCGUUUUUGGUGAGUCCAAAAGAAACUGUCUAGCUGAACAGGAAAAUAUCGAAAUCUAUGCCAAAAGCUUAGGAAAACAAUAA